CCGGGAGGGGGGAGGAAGAGGAGGAGAAGCCCCUGCUGGCUGGGGAAGGAGAAGUUUAGGGCAGCAGCGGAGGAAGCAGGGAGGGGGGAGAGAGCCGGGACACCGCGGCGGAGAUGGCCUUCAGGAGGAGGAAAAGUUACCCCAUCUUCAGCCAGGAGUUUGUCAUCCACAACCAUGCGGACAUCGGCUUCUUCUUCGUGCUCUGCGUCCUCAUCGGGCUGAUGUUUGAGGUCACCGCUAAAACUGCCUUCAUCUUCAUCUUACCUCAGUAUAACAGCAGCCUGCAGUCGCUCGACGGUGAGAUAGUUUAUUAUCACUAUGGUGCAAAGGAUUUCGUCACCAUAUUGUUCUACGUGAUCAUCGCAAUCAUACUGCACGCCAUCGUACAGGAAUACAUCCUGGAUAAAGUAAACAAACGGCUUCAUCUGUCCAAAGUGAAGCAGAGCCGGUUUAAUGAGUCCGGGCAGCUGGCCGCGUUUCACUUGGCCUCCAUGUUUUGGUGCCUGUACGUAGCGGCCACGGAAGGCUAUUUAUCCAAUCCAAAGACCCUAUGGGAAAGUUACCCUCAUGUCUACUUACCCUUCCAAGUGAAGUUCUUCUACCUGUGCCAGCUGGCGUAUUGGCUGCACGCGCUGCCGGAAUUAUACUUCCAGAAAGUGAAGAAGGAGGAAAUCCCGCGCCAGCUGCAGUAUAUUAUUCUGUAUUUACUUCAUAUAGGAGGAGCUUAUUUACUCAAUCUGACCCGCUUGGGGUUGAUAUUGCUGUUAUUACAGUCAGUGGCAGAGUUCCUCUUCCAUAUCGCGCGGCUGUUUUACUUCACGGACGAGAACAAUCAGAAACUAUUUAACGCGUGGGCUGUGGUGUUUGUGGUCUCGCGGCUUUUUACGCUCACCCUUUCUGUUCUGACGAUCGGAUUUGGCCUUGCCCGUGCUGAGAUCCACACCUUCAACCCAGACAAAGGAAACUUCAAUACUUUACUUUUCAGGAUGGUCGUGUUGCUGAUGAUGUGCGUGUCUCAGACGUGGAUGAUGUGGCGGUUUAUCCACUUCCAGCUGCGGCGGUGGCGAGAGUGCUGUAAGGAGCAAGCGGCCAGGAAGAGGACGGCGGUAGCUGCAUUGGCCAAACAGGUCAAGGUUCUCAAAAGGGAAUCAGGUUACCAUGAAAAUGGACUGAUAAAAGCUGAGAACGGUUCCACGCCUCGACCAAAAAAAAUAAAAUCACCGUAAAAAGCCAAAAACCGCCUUACGGCAGAGAGCCGAGGAAGGGGGACAGUGAGGACCAGGACUAACGCUGCGUCCCUGGUCUCUGCCGUUACUGUGCCUUUUUUGGGCGACAAAACACAAGUGCCUUUUAAGAUUGAUCGUUGGAAACUUUUUUGUUACAUAUUUAAAAAGAAAAAAAAUUCUGCAAAGUGCCCAACUUGCCUUCCAGCCAGAUAAACCUUUCCUCUUGCUUCUGCGCGAGCUCAAGAAUCCCUGUUUCCCCAUCUGCCGCACAGAGAACCCUUUCCAAAGCCAGCCGCUCCAUCCAGCGUUUGAAUUGGAGCGCUACCUCCUCCACGGCGGGUACCGUGCUACGCGAGCCCUCCGCUUGGACCUGCUACAGCAUCCUUUCAUGUCUGACUGCGCACUACUGCUUUUUUUUAUAUGCGCCUGUCAUUUUUCCAAAGGAUUUGCAGUUUACGGAAUGUUUCACCUUUUUGUCCUCCAACGUAACGGAAAUAGUUUUAGAACCGGAUGCAACGUUCUACCAUCUCACACAGCUGUGUGUCCUGGACAUACCAUGCCAUCACACAGGCUUACGGAUACUUCUGGAAGGUUUGCUAUGUUGUGGCUAUCCCCAUCUGUUCUUAGGUAGCAGCUCACCUUAUUUUAAGCACUUCCAGGCUCCUCUAGAAUAGUGGACAUUUCUCCCGCCCAACUCCAAAAAGUUUCUUGUAUGAACCGUUGGAAUAAACGUACAGCCCUAGUACCUCCAGGGAUGUAUGUCCUGCCAUUGCCGAGUCUAACUUGUGAUUGGAUGAGCCCCUCUUUCCAAGUUGCACCUGGAAUGACGACGAGGUCCCCAGACAUUUAUCGAACGCGUAACUAUUGCAAAAUCAUGUAGCAACUGUAUUUGAAUCAAAAAAAGGGAAAACUGUAAUAUACUACCAAGAGGUCUACACAGUAUGUCUGAUCUAGUAAUAUUGCAUUUACGACGAGAUGUGCUCUCAGCUACCGCAACCAGCGGCUGCCAUCUUGUAUCUCUAUAGAGCAAGUUAGACCAGAAGGCAACAGCUUGCUAUGGGUAGUGCAUACGUUGCACCGCAAUGCUGUGUUGGUGGAUGAAGGACACUGCCGGAAAUUACAUUGGCCCGAUUUUUAUUUUUACUAGUUUUGGGAUGUUUAAAAAAUAGACGCACACUGCUAUUUCAUUCUCUGGGGGUGCAUGAAAAACGUGUGCGUACAAAUGAGCAAUAAUGUUCUGUAACCCAUAGCAACCACAACAUAAAACCAGAUUUUAUCUGUUUUAAUGCCAACUACAGUAGUUGUAUAAAUGGAUUGGUUGCUAUGGGAUACAGUUUGUUAAUCUGUUACGUUACUGGUUUAUAGACUGUAUUGCUGCUUGCCUUCUAUUGACCUAGUCACGCGUUUCGCUAAGCUGAUCAUUGAACAGAGAUUAUUUGACACAUUGGGGUAAAUUUACUAAGGUGGGAGGUUUUUUUAGAACUGGUGAUGUUGGCCAUAGCAACCAAUCAGAUUCUAUCUUAUCGUCUAGAAGCAGCUAGAUAAAUGUUAAGUAGAAUCUGAUUGGUUGCUAUGAGCAAUUUCACCAGUUGUAAAAAAAAAAAAACCUCCCACCUUUAGUAAAUGUAUCCCUUUGACCUCAUCAGGUUAGCUCUGUUUUGAGAAGACGUUAUUUGGUUGAAAAUGGCUGUACAUAGCUCACUGGUCUCCUAUGGGGUUAGGUGUGAUCCGUCGGCAUUGACCGUGAUGAAAAUGUAAUGCUGACUGGAAAAUGCAGACACAGUAGUAAUGUUAUUUCAGGUCUUUUAACCAUGUAAGCAUUAUAACAUUAAUGGUAAUGCAUCAUGAGUGAAGUUACAAUGCCGACACAGUUGAAAUUCUUUAACUAUACUACCGUGUCGGCAUUCUCUGUGUUUUGACUGUGUACAAACUGUCUACCUCCCCUUCUGUGCCCCCCAGCCUCUGCCCCAGCAAUACCAUCCUUCAUGUCAAGCAUGAUUCUAGUGUCUCCUGAUCCUCAUCAGACCCCUUGUAUUUGCGUUGUGGUCCGAUGGCGUCGCUGAGAGUAUAACUUCUAGGGAGACUCUGUAUUCAGACAUUCCUCAAUGCCCCCUACCUUUACUAUAAUAGUAAUAGAAUUUGAGCAUGACACUCGCAUGUGAUGAAGCAUAUGUUGAAUGUUAAAAAAAUAUAUAUAUAUUUUUUUUAAAGAUCCUUUAAAUGCAUUCAUAUGCAAUUAUCACCUGGGGGAGGUGUGUCAAGCCUUGGAGAGUGAUAAAGUGGAGGAGUAGUCCAAUACUAUCUAUCAGCUUCUGUCAUUUAUCUAGCAGUCUUUGAAGUGACAGUUGGAAGCGGUUUAGUUGUCUCUCCAAGGCUUGAUACAUCUACCCCCUCCCAAUCAUUAGUCGGUAUAUCCCUCUUGUACCAGAUACUCUGUUAUUCACAAGUGUAACUGGUCCUUUUAGUUGCAUCUAACCUACCAGAGCUUGGAAUGAGGACCUUUGAUCCCUAAGGGAAGAGUUUGUUGAGCGAGCGCAGCCGAGGAUGAUGUCAGGGAGGGGGGUCCUGUGCAGUAGCAUGUUCCAGUACUGGUUGUUCAGUCGUUUCCGGACGAGUGAUAAUUUGGUAAAUACUACCUCAGUUAAUAUGUUCUUUACCUAGCAACUAUUUCAUAUACUGUGCAACUAGUGAGUACGGCAGAUCCUGAGUUUCCUUUACUUCAUACUCGGGAUGCCGACUGCCAUUCUAAUGUGGGCUUGAUUUAGUCCUGGUGGACCUGUCGCCUUGCAGCUGAGGUAACUGAUGGCGCCGACUGCCUAUAAAAUGGCUGCCGCUGCACCUGGGUUCACUUAUUUCCUGGAGAUUCUCUGUGGAUAGCCCCAACCCCUGCCCAAAUGCCCUGAAACAUUGAAUAAACCAUGAUGGAGCGUUUACAGAUACUGCUUCGUCAUCUCAACAGCCAGAUCUUCUAAUUCUCCCAUGAGACCAAAGUACAUCUGUAUUCCUGUUGUCAUUGUGGCAGGGAAUGCUGGGAUGUAUAGUCCAACAGCAGCUGGAGGGUCGCUUACUGCUCACCCUUGUUUUAGGUGCUACCCUUUUUGAGGGACCUCUAAAAGAGACUUUAGUUAUGCUAAAACCUGUUCCCCGGCCUCUUGCUGGAGGAAAAUGAGCCGCCCUGGGGCGGGUAACCAGACACUAGCUUUGUAGUACAUACUGUACGUUUAUAUAUUAUAACAGGAGCUGUCUGACACACACCUUUAGUAUACAAAUGUUACAGAUGCUUUAUAAGGUUGCCAGGUGGAUCGCUUGCCCUUUUCGAAGGGAGACUACACCCAAAAAUAUAUUUUUAUUUUUAUUUUCUCUAUCAUCCAUAGGGGACACUGGGAUCCGGUUACAGUGGGGUAUAGAUAUGAAUGUUUGGUAUGCAAACGUUAAUUACCCUCGCCCUGAAUGUCAAGAUCAGCUGUGUUAGGACCAUGCCCAGCUAAUUCUUCUCCAUGCCCAAGAACAGGCUAGUGUGAAACCGCCUGUCUAACCCAAACGUGGGCGACCCCAUGUGGACUGCAAUACCCCAAGAGUGAUUCCAGAAGAGAAUUUCUUGCAUGGAUUAAUGGCUAUUCCCAAUAAUGAUCUAAUUAUUAUUGGGCAUCGGCGUGUAAGUCACAAGAUUGUUCAAAGCUGUGGACUUUAAGACCAUGGCUAGCUGACAGAAUGCCUUUGUCUGCAGAUUUGGCCUAAAAGGGAUGAGGCGUAAUACUCCCAGUGAGUGCCUCGUGCCUCGGAUGUCGGUAGUUCCUAGUGAAUUGAUGCUGCUUACUUAUUAAAACAUACUUGUCUUUUUAGUAGUAAAAUAUUCACGUUUUGAAAGUGUCUUCUAUGUCCGAUCAAACCAGGAACACACUAACGAUACAGCCGUAGUACAAUCUGUGCUGGGAGUUGUAGUCCAUGAGCAGAUUUCUGUAGCUGCCUGGAUGUCUCAUUUAGGUGACCCUGAACGGGUGGCUGUUUUUUUAGUUCUUCCUCAGUGAUUGCACCAUUUGGGGUGUGAGGCUGUCUCCUGUUACUCCCAUCCAUGCACAGACUGUUACUUUACAACAGACCAAACAACGGCUAGGGAAUCGGUGUUGUCCUUAUUUGGGCCUCAUUCUCUUCUCUCCCCUUUUUUUAUUUUUUAUAUAUAUAUUGUUACUGUCUUGCUCUUUGUUACUACUUUUGUUGUACAACAUUGGUGCGGGCGAGAAAUAUUUUAUACAAGGGAUUUGUUAAAUUCUGUUUUGUAAACCGACCGAUUAUUUUCAAAAAAUAAAAAGGUGUCGCGGCGACACAACAUAGUGUCACGUUCAUUCUGCGUAGCGUGUGUGUGGCCCCAGCGUGUCCCCGCAGCUUGUUUGGAGCUUGAUCAAAGUUGGCCUAAAGUCUUCCUGCAUGAAUAUCGGUCAGUGCAUAUUGGGAUGUUAUUGUCCAGUGAGUGUCGGUAUAUAAUUUACUUUAUUGUUUAGUCAGUGACUGAAGUGAUCAAUGGGGAAAGACCUUUUUUGUGUUACAGGUUUUAAUAAGGGCAUAAAAUAAAUAUCCAUUCCUCUUCUGAGUGUAAACGGAGAAGGAUGCUGGUGUUUGUGGUUCAUCUCCUGCACUGACGUCGCUGGUUAGAUGAUCAGAGCAUUCCUCGCAGUUGGUGAAUCUGACGUCUCCUGGGUAUCGGUUGCACUGUGGACACAAGCAGAUUAGAGUGAGGACAUGGAGGACUCCUGGCAAGAUGGUAGAAUAGCUGGUGUAACCCGUAGCAACCGGACACUGUGUCUCUGCUAUAUCCCCCCAAAGUAUAAUGCCCUUGGCACAGCAUCAGACAUUUUUGCUCAUGCGCAGUUGGAAGAAGUAACGUGUAAGCUAUAUAUGUCCACAUCCAGUAAAUAUUCUAUUCUGAGGUGAUCCUCGUGUUCAUCACUAGAGACCUGAUUGCACCCUAAAUGCAGAUGAACUGAAUGUUGUAUUUUUCUUCACAAAAAAUACUCGCACCGCUGUCGUCAUUAACUAUAGCUGUCAAUUGCAACUACUUUUGCACAUAGAUGCGAUUAAACCUUUUGCCAGUCA
Pseudophryne corroboree (corroboree frog) is the source of this 6317-nucleotide messenger RNA. It is a transcript of the gene TRAM2, whose product is annotated as translocation associated membrane protein 2. The coding region runs from base 114 to 1226 and encodes 370 amino acids. Gene Ontology annotation, cellular component: endoplasmic reticulum membrane. NCBI's taxonomy places the organism in Eukaryota, Metazoa, Chordata, Amphibia, Anura, Myobatrachidae. The record is from RefSeq and is a predicted model, not a curated record. Gene Ontology annotation, biological process: protein insertion into ER membrane; SRP-dependent cotranslational protein targeting to membrane, translocation. The transcript is spliced from 11 exons.